GGUUACCAAGGUCUCAGGAGAGGCUGUGUGAGGGACUCCUGCUGAGCUGCUGGGGUGGCAAGAUGAGCCUGGCUGUCCUGAGGGCUGCCAAGUAGUCAUCUGGUACCACUUCCCAGGAGUGAGGCAGGUCUUCAAAAGGUGGCACCAUGGGGGUCACAACAUCCAGGCCUUCAUGCUCCUGCUGCUGCUGUUUCUUCAACUGUGUUGGCAGAUGUUUACUCAGGCUGAUACUUGGGGUAGUGUACUACUUUCAAUGGGAUGUGCCAUCUGUGGAAAGAGGCCAGAUACACCAGGAAGGUGAACUGAAUACUAAAAUUGUGAUGGGCACCGUGACAAGUUUUGGGAAUGAUUAUGGCUGGAUCGAAGACUGUAUCUUCUUCAGCUCUGAUGCUAUAAUUGGUUCUAUUCCCCUGCGUACUGGAGACAAGGUCCUUGCAUUUGUGGAGGAAGACCCACUCUCCCAUGAAUUGAAAGCAACAGAAGUUUGUGUUUCCUCAGAAGAGGGUGUGUCUAAGGACGCUGACUCCAAGGUCAAAGAUUUAUCUGUUUGUGUUUCCCAAGUGAAGAAAAAUUUUAUCUAUAUUGGUGAUGAAUACUACUUCUAUCUAGACAGCAUUUCUAAAGCCAUCUUAGGUUUUACGCCUCGUGAAGGGGACUGGUUAGAUAUUGAAUACUCUGUGGAGCAAGGAUCCCCCAAGAUCACAGUGCACUCAGUGAAGGCCACACAACGUAGGCAACUGGAAGAGGUGUGCGUGACCAGUAUCCACAAGAGAAAAGGAAUGUUGAAUCACACAAUCUUUUUCACCUUGGACUCCCUGAAUCUUCCCUUGGGAUACACCCCUAUUCUAGGCCACAUGGUCAACGUGGUGAUAAUUCAGAGCACCCAGCAAAAUUACAAGUGGAGAGCAAUCUCCAUGACCCCAAUUUCACCAACAGUAGUGGGCAUAGGCCCUAGGAAUUCCUCCUCAUUGUUAUUUUUAUACCAAUAGAGGGCCUCAUUUAGUGCAAAUGCUUAGGUUAGGAACUCUAAAGAAAAUGUCAAACAUGAACUUUCAGGACAACAGAGUGCCUUGGUCCAUCUCCAGAGGGUUUGCCUCAUUGUGAGCAGGGGGCAAUCAUCCCAUGCUAGACUCUGAACUUACUAAUCAUCGUCUUCUGGGGAAAGAAUCCCAGACAACCCUCUGCCUGCAGUGAUAGAUAACAAGGGCAGAGUUCAUGUUGUUAAUUUUAAUAAAUGAAGUUUUGGCGCAGCCACAAUGCUU
Messenger RNA from Mus musculus (house mouse), 1262 nucleotides. Its product is annotated as RIKEN cDNA 4933416I08 gene. NCBI's taxonomy places the organism in Eukaryota, Metazoa, Chordata, Mammalia, Rodentia, Muridae. The transcript has 5 exons. Gene Ontology annotation, cellular component: cytoplasm. The record is from RefSeq and is marked validated. The coding region runs from base 147 to 989 and encodes 280 amino acids.